This is a messenger RNA of Ixodes scapularis (black-legged tick), 1094 nucleotides long. RefSeq names its product UPF0047 protein YjbQ. The coding region runs from base 16 to 507 and encodes 163 amino acids. The transcript has 7 exons. NCBI's taxonomy places the organism in Eukaryota, Metazoa, Arthropoda, Arachnida, Ixodida, Ixodidae. The record is from RefSeq and is a predicted model, not a curated record.
CCUACAUCUAUUCGCAUGGCCAUCCCAUCUGAUCCCGAAGUGAUGGCGACGGCCAGUGGCAGUGGAAUAAGGCACGGGUCUUCGUGGGUCCAAAGGAAAAUCAAUCUGAGGCCGCAACACAGGGGUGGCCACCUAAUAACGGACGAGGUUGUGAAACAAGUGCCGGAAAUUUCCCAGUUUGCCGUCGGGCUCUUCCACAUACAAAUUAUGCACACAUCUGCAAGUUUGGCUCUAAAUGAGAAUUGGGACCCUGAUGUUAGGGACGAUGUGGAGAAUUUUAUGAACAAGCUAGUACCAGAGAACCUUCCCUACCAACAUUCCUGUGAGGGCCCAGACGACAUGCCUGCACAUAUCAAGGCGAUCCUGUUUGGAUCCAGCCUGUCCAUCCCCAUCACGGAUGGGAAGCUCAACCUGGGUACCUGGCAAGGCAUCUGGCUCUGCGAGCACAGAAACAGGGCAGGCUCAAGAAAAGUGGUGGUGACAAUCAAUGGCUCUCUCAAAGAUUGAAAAGAGAGAGCCCGAGGAUGAGCGCUGUGUUUCUCUUCCGAGCAUCCGACAGGCAAGAGAACGACUUUGCGGAUGUGUUUUCACAAAGAGACCUUCUCACAGCUGUGCUGCCCCAAGUUCCCUGCCAGUGCAGCGACGCAAGCGACCACUGCCAUUCCAAACGACGGCGGCUGCGGCUACGGGAUGGCCGGACGACCUUCCGGUCGGGGCUGCUCUCACAUGCACAGACGAAGGCUCGGAAAGCCACUUUCCUCCUCUCCCCCUCCCUACCUCUCGCGUUGGAAGGCCUCGGUACCGAGAACUAGGGCCAUUGUUAUGGGGGCUGUCGAUUCGGAGCAAACUACCGCAUCGGUAUUUCUUCGUUGUCUCUGCCCUACUCGUGCGGUUCUUUUCUCAUCUUUCUUAUCUUCAUUCAUUUCCGCCUUUCUCAAACGCAUUGUUGCGCAUUGUUGGGAGUCUGGGCCGGUGCAGAAAUGUGUCAUUGGCACUUCCCAGCCGACUCGAAAUAGUUUUUAGCUUCUGAUACUGCCGAGCAGCCAGUGUUGCUUUUGCAGAGUGGUCUAUUAAAUUUGGCUUCACGUUUUGUU